Molecule: messenger RNA, 255 nt
Organism: Penicillium malachiteum
Lineage: Eukaryota; Fungi; Ascomycota; Eurotiomycetes; Eurotiales; Aspergillaceae
Exons: 2
Coding region: 1-255 (84 amino acids)
Source: RefSeq, a predicted model, not a curated record
AUGUUGGAUGCUCUUUCGACAAGCUCAAACAGAGAAGACAUCGUUCCCAAACCCCAGAUUCUGAAAGAUCUGCUUGCUGCGCUUGAGCCGCGUUGUAUGGCUACUGGAUUCUCUGAUCUUGUUUUGACAUGGGAUUCAAGAAUUCACAACCAAACAGCGCUCUUCGAACUCAUGGACGGUCAACCCUCGGCUGGACCUUUCCCUAGCCCUGAGGGGCUUGGAAAACUAAUUGCUGCUUUUCGAUCGGGAAUGUAG